AUGGCGCGAAAAGAAGAGCCCAAGAUACAACCGAACAAUGAUUUAGAAAAGAAAAUUAUUGAAGCAUUUGAAGUAUUUGAUCACUCUGGAAAACAAAUUGUGGACGUAAGAGAAAUAGGCACGAUACUGCGUUCAUUAGGCUGCUGUCCAACGGAAGCCGAAAUACAAGAAGUAAUUUUAGCAACCGAGAAUAAGGAGGCAACUGGAAAUGUACCGCUCGCCAACUUUUUGCCUUACAUGUGUAAAAUGAUGAUAGAACGCAGGUUUUAUCCAGCAAGUGCUGAGAUGUUACUAGCUGCUUUUCGCUACUUUGACAAAGAAAGCCGUGGGUAUCUCACUAAAGAAAGAUUUACUCAGUUGAUGCUUGAAGAAGGCGAACCAUUCACUCAGGAGGAGCUUGAUGAAAUGAUGCAAACUGCUUUGGACCCUGUUACAAAUACUAUCACAUACGAAUAUUAUAUAAAUCAACUCAUGCAGCGGACAAUGAAUGACGAAGACAUUUCGACACUCUUAUGGCGGUUAGAAAAUGGAGAGGUAUCAGAAGAUGAAAGUGAUCUAGACGAGGAUGCCUUAGACUAUUAUGAUAAUGUCGGUGAGUUGCAAGCAGAUCUUGAAAGAGAGAACCAAAUACUAGAAGAAAUAUUGACCGAAAAUGAUGGGACAGCCCCUGAUCCUCCACUAAUAUUUGAUGAACUAGUAGAAAACCAGCCCCAUUCCAACGCCACUCCUAGUCUACGGGAUUUGAUAUGGAAAAAGAAGAAUUUGGAUUUGGUGGAUCAGGCUUUUACAUUUCUUGGAUGUACUGACUACACUCCGAUUAUUAUGAAUUUAUCUACUCCUUAUCAGUAUUUUUCAUACUUUUUUGAUGAAAGUUUACUCGCAAGAAUCGUUACUGAAUCUAAUAAAUAUGCUAUACAAAAAAAAUAUUAA
Parnassius apollo (apollo) is the source of this 930-nucleotide messenger RNA. The record is from the annotation of a GenBank genome assembly. NCBI's taxonomy places the organism in Eukaryota, Metazoa, Arthropoda, Insecta, Lepidoptera, Papilionidae.